AUGACAAUGACACCAACGGACUUCGCAGCAAUCACUGGAUUGCGUGUUGGUGGGAAGCGUUUACAGUACGACUUCGAGAUGUACAAAAAUAAGAACAAGAUGAUGAAAUUGUUUGGGAAACCAAUCACAGACCUACUGGCAGGGGAAAGGAGAGUGCCGUAUGAAAGCCUUUGCACCCCGUAUUGGAACAAGAUUCCGAAAGAUGAUAAAGAAGCAAACCAAAUUGUCAGGGCUACUCUGCUUGAUUGGCUCCUCAUUCCUAAAUGA
Molecule: messenger RNA, 267 nt
Organism: Prunus armeniaca (apricot)
Lineage: Eukaryota; Viridiplantae; Streptophyta; Magnoliopsida; Rosales; Rosaceae
Source: the annotation of a GenBank genome assembly